Leucoraja erinaceus (little skate) is the source of this 5666-nucleotide messenger RNA. RefSeq names its product F-box protein 28 (gene fbxo28). Gene Ontology annotation, molecular function: protein binding. Gene Ontology annotation, biological process: protein polyubiquitination. NCBI's taxonomy places the organism in Eukaryota, Metazoa, Chordata, Chondrichthyes, Rajiformes, Rajidae. The transcript has 5 exons. The coding region runs from base 28 to 1098 and encodes 356 amino acids. The record is from RefSeq and is a predicted model, not a curated record.
GUCAGUUCCGGCGGGUGGCGCUGGGAGAUGGCGGCCGAGCGAGAUGACGGCGGUGGAGCUGGAGCUGGAGCGGGGCCCAGUGGUGGCGGCGGCGGCGAGACGGGCUCCGGCGGCACCGAGCAGCUGCACCAGGACAACCCGCUGCUCACUCUCCCCAUCGUCGCCAUCGACACCAUCCUCGGGCUGAUGGCCUACGACGAGAUCAGCGGCCUGCGGAUGGUGUGCAAGCGGAUGGAUGCAAUCUGCCAACGCCUGCUGAACCAGGGGUUCCUGAAGGUUGAGAGGUAUCACAGCCUGUGUCAGAAGCAGGUCAAAGCUCAGCUGCCCCGGCGCGAGUCGGAGCGCAGGAACCACUCUCUGGCACGCCACGCGGACAUCUUGGCGGCCGUGGAGACCAGGCUCUCCCUCCUGAACAUGACCUUCAUGAAGUACGUCGACACCAAUCUCUGCUGCUUCAUCCCGGGCAAGGUGAUCGAUGAGAUUUACCGGGUUCUGAGAUACGUAAAUUCUACGCGUUCCCCUCAGCGAGCCCACGAGGUAUUGCAGGAGCUACGGGACAUCUCAUCCAUGGCCAUGGAAUACUUUGAUGAAAAGAUCGUCCCCAUUCUGAAGAAGAAACUGAGCAAUUCGGACAUGUCGGGUCGCCUCCUGGGAGUGCCACCAGUUCCUGGACCAUCCACGGCCCUGACGGCAGUGCAGCUCUUCUCCAAGCAGAACCCGGCCCGGCAGGAGCUGUGCAAGCUGCAGCAGCAGCUGAAGGCGCAAGGACUGAACGUGACCACCACCCGGCGAGAGGUGUCAGAGAUCCGCGUCAAGUACCAGGAGCAGCUGAAGCAGCUGCAGGACCAGGAUCAGAAGAUCCUGGAGCAGAACCAGAUCAUCGGUGAGCAGAACGCCCGUCUGGCAGAGCUGGACCGCAAGCUGGGGGAGCACGCCCUCAAGCACCAGCAGAGCGAGCAGAAGAUCAAGGACCUGCAGGAGCUGCUGGAGCAGGUGAUUGAGACUGGCACAGGAGGCGGGCAGCUGCCCAGUGGACCCAACAAGCGCAAGAAGACUCCUCCCGAGGGCAGUGCCAAGCGCCUUCGGAGCCGGAAGUGAGCCGGCCUUUUGCGGGUGGUCUUCUGUCCUCGCGUCUGUGUGUCAGUCCGUGUUAUGCAGGCGCGAUGGCUCCAGGUGAGGUGCCUCGUGGCACCACGUGGGUCAGGAAGGUGGGCACGGCACGCUUCAUUCACCAGCAGCCCGGGGAACUGGGAGUGGGGGGUGGUUGGGUGUCACUGACUGGGCAGCUAAACACAGUCCUGGGUCACGGGCUCCACCACUGUCCUUCCCGCUGCCCUGGAUAACGGAGAACUGAACUCUACCCUUCUCUGCUCCCAAUAAAUGAUUUCAGCCCAUCCCCUGGUCCCAGUAACAAGGUCCAAUACACCCGUCCCCUGAUCCUGGGCAACAAGACUCGGCUAACCGUCCCAGGUGUCGGGUAGUGAAGGGUCAUACCUUAUUUUAGCCCAGCCCUGGAUAAUUCCUGCCAAUCCCCCUGCAACAGGUAAUUAACUAUGUCCUUGCCUUGCCCGUCUUGGUUAAUGGAGCGUUAACUGUCCUCGUGAGCCAGCUGAUGAAGAGUUCGAUGCCAGCGUGGGGCUGUCAACACUGCUUCACCUGGUGCAGCUGCAGGGGAUGGAGUCGGCGCUGUGGCUGCUGAUGUCUGGGGGAAGGUGAAGCGGUGCCCUCAGUGUCUGGGUUCUGUGCUCCCACGUCUGUGUCGUGUAGGGCCCUCAGAGUGCCGUGUGCCCUCUGGCAGGGUCGGCCGGGCUUCCCUGGAACCUCAUUGCCACCAUUCCCAGUGGGCUGGCGUGUGGUGGUUGUGAGGCAUGGGCUUGGUCUGCACUCCUGGCACGGCCUCGGGAAUAUUAAAGCUGUUGUAUCCGGACUUGGGCGCCUGCACUGAGUGUUGGAGGAAGAUCGGAACAAGGCCAAAGCCACCUUGUGGACAAACGGGAUGUGGACGCACACGGCCAGGUAGAUGAUGUGAGCCCUGGGCUGACUCUGCCCCUGACGGCUACUUGUCAGAUCUGGUGAGAGAACAAACCUGGGGGGCAGCCGUCGUUCCUCUGCCCGACAUCAGGCGAGGUCCAGUUACCAUCCCAGCCCCCACCCCCUCCACCCCGCUGCUGGAAUCUCCCACCUCAGCACAGCCUGGCCUUGUCACUGAACCACUGUGCACGUCUGCUCAGCACACAACCCCACUCCAGUGGCAGAGAUUUGAUUCUGUUCUGCGUGGAAUCCCUUUGAUUCCAGCUGUUGUUGCUGCCUGGGUUGGUAAGUGAAGUGAAGUACACCCUGCCCAUCUAAUGUGCUGAAACAGCCCAUUUCCCCAUAGCCCACUUUGAGAGGGGUCAGAAUUAACCUGCGCUAUAAUUUGAACCAAGUUCACAUGUUGUGUGCCUUUGCUUUGACCUUUGUCCACAGUCCCACCAACAUUCAGGGAUUUGAGGUGUGCCCGGUUGCACCUCAAAGCCCUAGACAUCAUAGUCAUGUCCCAAACUUGUACAUUGUUCCCCUGUCAAGCUACCACUGAACUGCACCAAUGUUAUGCAGGGAAUGUGAGCCUUGAUGUUGAGGUUUGGAGAAGUUCUACUUGAUGUCUGGAAGGUCCUGAGGCCAAGUCCACGCUCACUUAUGCUGACGUUCUCAUGCUGUGCUGUAGCACAGUUACCAAUACCCAACCUCCAGGCACCCAAGGAUCAGACUUGGGGAUCAGCUUUUGGUGGGGCUUGGGGCAUUCUAGAUAUCAUAGACUUUGGUGGUCUGAGAUGAUGGUAGGGGUGUUAGGGUCCUUUCCUGGAAUGAGUUGACUCCUCAGUACAUCCGAUUCCUAGGGAGGCUAUGCCACUGAGUGUUGGCUUCUUCUGUCCUGAUAUCUGGGCACCAAAUAGCCAUUGCUGGUGCCUGAGAAAAUGUCCCAAAGAAUGGAAUUAGCUGGAAAGAGGGAGGGUGUUUCAUAAAAGGAUCCUGAUGUUGACACCUUGGUGUCUUUACAACUUUGUAAGAAGGGAAGUUCUUCACGUUAAACUUCAAAAAGGAAAAUACCUUGUGUGGGAUCUGCUGAUUCAAGUGAAAUGCAGGGAAGGGCUAUUUAAGGUGAGACUUCACUUGCUGACUGUUAUAUCGUGCAGCAAUGUUUAAUUGUUCAUUGGCUUUUGUGAACUGAAAAAUAAGUUAUUUUUUAAACAAAAGUAGCCCACCGUUUCUUGCCAUUUACACCCAAACUAUUGGUGGCGUGGCCCUCUGGGCUACUCUGCCACCUAUUUGUGUCGCCUAUAGCUAAGCUGUGAACGGUGAUUUCAGCCAGCCUUUGGAAGGUGAUCAGUGACUCCCAGCUGGAGUUGGACCCUGUUGGCUUUGUCCUGGAAGAGGUGACUUCCAUGCACGCCUCCCAUGGGAUUCUGACACUGCUAUGUCUCUAGGAUCAAAGAGCAACAAUGUGCAGCCAGAAUUUGAUGUCUCAUUGCCGAUGUAAUGCCUCAAUUAGAUGCCUCCCUUCCCUCCCCUCGGCAGGAGUCUGCUAAGGUGUCUACGCUCCUUGGCAGAUGGCUAGGAGCCAGUGUUCAGCCCCAGAGGUGGGUCUGCUGUUGCCAGGGCUAUGAAUGCUGCUGCUGUGAGUUGUCACCGGCAAAAGAUUCACAGGAGUCUGUGGGAAUGGUAUGACCUUUACACGGCCAUUUGGUGUCUAACGUACUUAGUUACACUCGGUAACAUGCUAACAGAGACAUCUGUGUCUCUGAGAUACACCACCACUCUGUAGCUCCAUCUCCAAGUCCAGUUCUCCUUGCACCCAAACAUCAAUUGAUCUAUUCUGGGACUGAGUGUCCACAGGAAGUGCGGAGAGUUCUCAAAGCUUGGUCCACUCGUACCAAUGAUCCUUCCCUCGAGGCUGUUCCAACAAACGAGAGUUUCCAUCUGCCCUAAUCAACGGUGCUGAGCAAUUGACACAAGCAUUACACGGCUGAGGUGAUGUAACCCCAACUGUGUCCUAUGCUGCAGCCAAGACAGUUCUGCACAAUGUACUUAAAUUCAAACAGUCUCUGCACGUCUUGUGAUUCAGAGCAGCUCUGCCGGCUGCGAGUAAUACAACACAAUGGGGGGGGGGGGGGGGGGAAUUACACUGGAACAUCUGCUGGGAGUGAUUCGCAGGUCACCGUUGCAAGACAAGCAGAGCAUCAAUCCGGGGAAAAGCGAUGGGUCUGCCUCAUUGCAGGCAAUAUCAGACCCAUGGGUAAGAUAUCCUGGAUAACCAGUGGUGGUCAACUGUAAGGAGUACACACUAGGUUCUGGUAGAGAUGAAAGGCAAUUGGGCGUUGCUUGGCUAUAAAGGGUGGCACUGAUGGGUCAUCGUCAUACAGCAUGGGCACAGGACCCUCAGAACCAUAGCCCAUGCUGACCAAAAUGCCCCAUCCAAGCUUUGUCCCAUUUGUCUGUGUUUGACCCAUUUCCAUCUCAACCUUCCCUAUCCCCGUACCUGUCCAAUAUCUAAUGUUAUUGCAUCUUUCUUAACUAUUUCCUCUAGCACCUUGUUCUAUAUUCCUAUCACCUUUUGGAAAAAGUAGCCUCUCAAGUUACCUUUAAAUCUUUCUCCUUUCACCUUAAACUUAUGCCCUCUAGUUCUUGAUUUCCCCACCCUGGGGGAAAUAACUGCCCACCUUUCUCAUAGCAGGGUAACCAGGCUGAAUGCAUUACUCCGAGUGUAACCUCACCAAGGGAUGGUAUAACUUCAACAUAAUGUCCUGAUUCUACACACAAUUCCCUGACUGAUGAAGCCAAAAGCCUUUAUUGCAUAUCGACCUGUGACACUGCUUUCAGGGAUCUAUGUUCUUGUACUCCUCAGUCCCUCUCUACAAUACAACCCAGGGCCCUUCUGUUCCUAUUAGAGGGUGUGCUUGAGUGGGAGCCAGCAUGGAGUUGAACAGCCGAAUGCAGUCAGAGAAAGAUGGACAGAAAUGUAAUCAAUCUGUCUACUUAACAGUGCAUAUCUGAAUAUUGGGAGUGUGGUAAAUGAGUUGAGAGUACAGGGGCAUGAAAUGCGAUAUUAAAGCUAGUGGCAAUUCCCAGUUGCAAGAUGUUUAGUUGGAAGGGGUGGCAAUGUUGGACAUAGGAACAGUCAUGAUGGGAGGGGAUAUGUUGGAAGGGACAUCAAAUGAGGCUGUUUGUGUUGAGCCAAAGAACAAAGCAGUCAGGCUGGGGAGGCGCAAGUAGCCAGCACUUGGGUAAGACCAGUUAUUCAACUGGGAGGUGAUACAGGAGAACAUCUACUUGAAGGAAGGCAUGAAAGGAGAUACAGGGGUUUUCAGGUUAAUAUGUCCCCACAAAGUACAUGGGGAGGGCAGGUAAAUCCAGAGCCUCCUUUAUAGUAAUAAUCAGCAAACGGGGAAGACAUACAGCACGGAAGCAGGCCCUUCAGCCCAGUUUGCCCAUGCCAACCAAGGUGCCCAUCCACUCUAGUCUCACCUGCCUACGGUUGGCCCAUAAUCUAAACCUUUCCUAUCCAUGAACAUAUCAAUGUUUUUUAAAUGUUGUUUCUAGUUUCUAUCUCUGGCAGCUCAUUCCAUAUACCCACCACCCUCUGUGGAAAGGUUGCCCCUCAGAUUCCUAUUAAAAUUUUCUCCUAUCAC